ACCUUCUCAUCCUCUCUUCUUCAAGCCUCCUCCUCCUCCUCCUCUUACCAAUGAACCUUCUCAGAAAUUAGAAUUAACAAAUUCGUGAGUUCACUCAGAUAGAUAGAUCUUUACGAAGAUGGUGUCAGUGGAGGAUCCGAUAUCUCAUUUGAAUUCUACUCGCUUCCCGUUAUCAACCGACUUCUACGGUUCUUCUUCGCCGUCGGCGGCGAGGUUACAUCGACAAGCUGGCCGUUCGAUGAGGACAGUGAGAUCUAAUUUCUACCAAAGCGGUGAUCAAUCUUGCUCUUUCGUCGGCUCAAUCGGCGAUAAAUCUGAGUACGCCUCGGAGUUCCUUUCCGAUUCCGUCAUCGACAUGAGGCUCGGCGAGCUCGCUUUGAAAAACAGUAAUUCUCUUAAUUCAAGCGCUUCCUCGGUGAAAGAGGAAGCGUUUCUCGACAUUUCUCAGGCGUUCAGUGAUUUCUCCGCUUGUAGUAGCGAUAUCUCCGGCGAGCUACAGCGUCUCGCUUGCUUGCCGUCGCCGGACGCUGCUGAGAGGAAUGAGAACGGCGGAGAUAACGAAGCGGAGCAGGAUCCGGAGCCGUGUUUAGGGUUUCUACAGAGGGAGAACUUCUCUACGGAGAUUAUUGAGUGUAUUUCGCCGGAAGAUCUGCAGCCAACUGUGAAACUCUGCAUCGACGGACUUCGUUCUUCUUCGGUGGCGAUUAAGCGAUCUGCUGCGGCGAAGCUGCGGCUCCUGGCGAAGAAUCGAGCGGACAAUCGUGUGUUGAUUGGGGAAUCUGGAGCUAUUCAAGCUUUGAUUCCGCUUCUUCGUUGUAACGAUCCAUGGACACAGGAGCAUGCAGUCACAGCUCUCUUGAACCUCUCUUUACACGACCAGAAUAAAACUGUAAUCGCCGCAGGAGGAGCGAUUAAGUCACUAGUGUGGGUACUCAAAACCGGGACGGAGACUUCAAAGCAGAACGCAGCAUGUGCGUUGCUUAGUUUGGCACUAUUGGAGGAGAACAAAGGCUCAAUCGGAGCAUGCGGUGCGAUUCCGCCGCUUGUUUCUCUUCUGUUGAACGGAUCUUGCAGGGGGAAGAAGGAUGCUCUGACGACGCUUUACAAGCUGUGUACACUUCAGCAAAACAAGGAGAGAGCGGUUACCGCUGGAGCGGUGAAGCCGUUGGUGGACCUUGUGGCGGAGGAAGGAACUGGAAUGGCGGAGAAGGCAAUGGUGGUUUUGAGUAGCCUUGCAGCGAUAGAUGAAGGGAAAGAGGCUAUUGUAGAGGAAGGAGGCAUCGAAGCGCUUGUUGAGGCCAUCGAGGAUGGAUCUGUUAAAGGGAAAGAAUUUGCGAUCUUGACUCUGUUGCAGCUUUGUUCUGAUAGCGUUAGAAACCGUGGGUUGCUUGUGAGGGAAGGUGCGAUUCCUCCACUUGUGGGUCUCUCUCAGAGCGGCUCCGUCAGUGUUAGAGCUAAGCGGAGGGCAGAAAGACUUCUGGGGUAUCUUCGGGAGCCAAGGAAUGAGGGAUGUUCAACAAGCCCUUGAAAUGAAACCAUGUGGACGUUUCAUCAGUCUAGUAAUGUAUAUACUGAGUUGUAUGUUUGGUGGUUUUGUAUAGCUGUCUUUUAUGUAGACUGUAAAGAGAGAUCAAAUGAUUAGCAGAAACUUGACUGACUUUUUGAUCUCUCAUGUAUUGAUGGUUAAGCUAGUUUUUGAGGGGGUUUCAAGGGAGUGCUUAUUUGGAUUACAAGUUUAGCAUUUUCAGGUUUUGGCUUCUGGUUUGUGAGGUGUGGGGAGUAUGCCUGAUUUUUAAGGCAAAGAAAAGGCUUGUUCAAGAACUAAGCAAUUUUUAAUCGAUAUUUCUUGAUCAAUUGCUUUA
Messenger RNA from Camelina sativa (false flax), 1862 nucleotides. RefSeq lists its product as uncharacterized. NCBI's taxonomy places the organism in Eukaryota, Viridiplantae, Streptophyta, Magnoliopsida, Brassicales, Brassicaceae. Gene Ontology annotation, molecular function: protein binding. The record is from RefSeq and is a predicted model, not a curated record.